This is a messenger RNA of Drosophila bipectinata, 1614 nucleotides long. RefSeq names its product Odorant receptor 85d (gene Or85d). Gene Ontology annotation, molecular function: olfactory receptor activity; odorant binding. Gene Ontology annotation, cellular component: plasma membrane. The record is from RefSeq and is a predicted model, not a curated record. NCBI's taxonomy places the organism in Eukaryota, Metazoa, Arthropoda, Insecta, Diptera, Drosophilidae. Gene Ontology annotation, biological process: detection of chemical stimulus involved in sensory perception of smell; sensory perception of smell.
AUGGAAACUCCGGAGAAAAGUCAAACAGCCGAAAAGCCAGAGACAUCGAAGCCUAUUCUACUUGACGAUUUUCUCAAGUAUGCUAAUAAGUUUUACUUAUCCAUUGGAAUGCUGGCCUACGACCAUAAGGAAAACAGCAAGAGAAAGGAGCAGCUACUCCACUGGCUCUUCAUUGCACAAAUGCUUAACCUGAACGUGGUGCUCGUCUCAGAGCUUAUUUACGUAUUUCUGGCGAUCGGCAAGGGCAGUAACUUCUUGGAGGCGACCAUGAACAUGUCCUUUAUCGGUUUUGUGGUUGUUGGUGAUCUCAAGAUCUGGCACAUUUGGCGACAAAGAGCCAAAACCACUCACGUGGUAUGCGAAAUGGAGAAACUGCACCCUAGGCGAGCAGACCAACAGGAAGGAUAUGCAAUCAAGGAUUAUUUGAGUAGCUACAGCAGAUACAGCAUCUUCUACUUUAGCAUGCAUAUGGUUCUGAUCUGGACGUAUAACCUUUACUGGGCCGUCUAUUGGCUUGUUUGCGACUUUUGGCUGGGUAUACGAAGCUUCGAGCGGAUGCUACCCUAUUACAGCUGGGUGCCUUGGGACUGGAGCACCGGAAACACCUACUACUUCAUGUAUGUGGCCCAGAAUAUUGGCGGGCAGGCGUGCCUUUCCGGGCAACUGGCCGCUGAUAUGCUUAUGUGUGCCUUGGUAACUAUUCUGGUGAUGCACUUCAUUCGCUUGGGGCAUAAAAUUGAAGCCCAUGUAGCGGGAGCAGCGUCGCCACAGCAGGAUUUACAAUUUCUCCAGGCUGCAGUGGCCUACCAUCAGCGAUUGCUAAAUCUCUGCCAGGACAUUAAUGAGAUAUUCGGUGUAUCGCUGCUAUGCAACUUUGUGUCCUCAUCGUUCAUUAUUUGCUUUGUGGGUUUCCAGAUGACCAUAGGCGGCAAAAUCGACAACCUGGUCAUGCUGGUCCUAUUCCUCUUUUGCGCCAUGGUUCAGGUCUUUAUGAUUACCACUUAUGCCCAGCGGUUGCUAGAUGCGAGCGGCAACAUAGGUCAGGCAGUGUACAACCAAGACUGGUUUAAUGCAGACAUACGCUAUCGGAAGAUGUUAGUCCUGGUCAUCAAGAGAUCCCAGCAGCCCAGUCGACUGAAAGCCACCAUAUUCCUAAAUGUGUCACUGGUCACCGUAUCCGAUCUUCUGCAGCUGUCCUACAAGUUUUUCGCCCUCCUGCGCACAAUGUACGUGAAGUAGAUGCCUUCUGUGAUUAUGGCCACAAUCAAACGACCCACAACAUGUGCCAGUGACAAUGUGAGCACGAAAGUAGCAAAUCAUCGCCGACCAAUAACUCACACCAAUUGCCGCAGAGGGCGAGCUGUGGCUUUUAAUUAAACUAGCUGGAGUAGUUCAAAUAACUACCGCGAUUCGCACGUCACGCCAAACAGCGAGCUGGAAUCGAAUGGUGGUCGACUAACCGCAGUAGAAAUGAUUAAUUACCGCCAUUUCUGUUGCACAAAGGGCACGUGAACUGCAAGACAAAGAAUUGGCGCUGCUAAAAUUAGCACCACCUUUCGCUUCUGGUUUUGACCAAUUCAGCUGACCAAUUUAAUUAAAGAUUCCUCAAACCAA